This is a messenger RNA of Acanthopagrus latus (yellowfin seabream), 1122 nucleotides long. RefSeq names its product beta-crystallin A3-like. Gene Ontology annotation, biological process: visual perception; lens development in camera-type eye. Gene Ontology annotation, molecular function: structural constituent of eye lens. The transcript is spliced from 6 exons. NCBI's taxonomy places the organism in Eukaryota, Metazoa, Chordata, Actinopteri, Spariformes, Sparidae. The record is from RefSeq and is a predicted model, not a curated record. The coding region runs from base 63 to 653 and encodes 196 amino acids.
GUGGAACACUGCGACACACAGCUCACCAGUUUGGGUACUACUGAAAAAAAAAAACCACAAUAAUGGCUCAGACUAACGUUAUGCCAAUGGGCCCUUGGAAGAUCACCGUGUACGACCAGGAGUACUUCCAGGGCAGACGCAUGGAGUUCACCGCCUGCUGCCAGAACAUCAUGGAGUGUGGCAUGGAGAACAUCCGUUCCCUGAAGGUCGAGUGUGGCGCCUGGGUGGGAUACGAGCACUCCAGCUUCUGCGGACAGCAGUUUGUCCUGGAGAAGGGAGACUACCCUCGCUUUGAGGCCUACAGCGGCAGCAACUCCUACCGCAUCGAGAGGAUGAUCUCCUUCAGGCCCAUCUGCUGCGCUAGCCACAAGGAGUCCCGCAUGACCAUCUACGAGAUGGAGAACAUGAUGGGUCGCCAGUUCGAGAUGUGCGAUGACUACCCCUCUCUGCAGGCCAUGGGCUGGUUCAACAACGAGGUUGGAUCCAUGCACGUUCAGAGCGGAGCCUUUGUGUGCUACCAGUACCCUGGAUACCGCGGACACCAGUACAUCAUGGAGUGCGACUGUCGCGGAGGAGAGUACAAGUGUUACCGUGAGUUUGGCUCCCACUCCCAGACUCCCCAGAUUCAGUCCAUCAGGAGGAUCCAGCACUAAGAGGGGAGCAUUUCCUUCACAUUUCCAAAUCUCCUCCUCCUCCUCCUCCUUCCUCUCCUCCUCUCCCUCCUCUGGCACUUCCAUCCCACCUUCUCUUCCUCCUCUCCCCCAAAACCUCCGGCUCCGUCGGUCCAGCUAGUCUCGGCGGGAUCCUGAGCUGGAGUUCAGGUGCUUACUGGUGUCAAUUGUUCACAGCACUUUUUUUUUUAAAGAAACAUCACAAAAGAAAGGAAAGAUGUAAGAAAGACAGAAAAUAGGAAUGACAGAAUUGAGAGAAAAAGCUGAAUCAGUGUGAAAGAAAGGCCUCUGCCGGGGCGACUGCAGAACUGUGAGAACACCUCAAAGUUUUUGCUCUUUUUUUUCACCUCCACCAUUGAUGACAUCAUCAUCAUCAUGAUCGUCCUCAUUGUCUUCUACAUCAAUACAACCACCAGUCUUGCUGUUACUGUGAUUUCCAUGACUGCAUAUG